CCAAAAUACAGCAUAUUAUGGCCGAUUUUCUUGUUUUCCCAUAUACCUUCUCCCACACCACAGGCUUCUCCCAUAGGGAAGGCUUCAGGUGCUCAUCAAUCAGCCAUCAAUCCGGUGCCCUGCAUCCAGUGAUGACCAGAUGACAGAUGACGGUCUUAAACAGCUUCUCAUUUAUAAAUCAUACAGAGGCCCACAAUAUAUACGUACAACGGUUACCAGGCAUUACUCGAUCACGAUGCUCAUAUCUCGACUUAUUCCUCGUCCGACCCUGGGGACAAUACCCAUGGCCAUCCGCUCUCUCCCAAAAACCACCUUUGGGCCGGCGUGGAAAUUUUCCCAACCCAUCAGAAUGCAAUCAAACAGAGGCCCUCGGAUAGCGGACGUUUUGGAGAACUUGAAUGACUUGAAAAAGCAACAUGGACCAAGAUAUGACGAGCUUGUCGUCUCAACUAGAGCUUUAUUGAAUGGAUUGAGAGAUUCUCAGUCUCUUGAUCAGCUUAUACAAGAUCGUCCCGUAAACGUUGAUUACCGUGACGUCCUUCGGGCCGUUUAUUCUCUGGCACCUAAUGGAGAGUCCAGUGAGCCUUGUUUGAAGCUGAAUGACUUGGAAAAAGUAAUUCCUCCCUAUAGCAAUGCUGUAGUAUGGUUUAUGAUAUACGACCUUGUCACGAAAAAGUUUGUACCCAGGCUAGAAGCUUUGGAUGAUAAAUGGAAGGCCAUGGUGAAAUUCAAUCGAAUCCAUGGGUUUGGGAAGAUACGAGCGAGGGCUUUUGCUGAGGAAGGAAUAGAAACAUUGAACGACCUAAUGAUUGCAGAAGGUGGGAGAUUUAGUAUUUCUGGAGCACAAAAGUUGGCCAUUCAAUACCACGAAGAGAUGGAUGUGAUGAUACCACGAGCAGAGGUUGAAGAAUUUGACGGAAUUAUCAAAGAUGCCUUACGAAGAGAGGAUCCUAAGCUUAAUUUUGCAAUCAUGGGCUCUUAUCGGAGAGGGGAGAAUCUUUCGUCUGACAUUGAUGUCGUUGUCUGGCACGAAUCGUAUGUCAAAAAGGAAAAGGAAAAGAAGAGAGCGAGAAAAGCAGAUCCAAACAGUCUUAUGUCAAAAAUUGUUGCAGCACUUGUGUCCGCCAAUAUCAUCUCUCCAGCAAAUAUUUUCUCACAAGGCGAAAGGAAGGUCCUCGCUCUGACUCAGCUUCCAAAAGCAAAUAGUUUGCAUAGGCAAAUUGAUUUAAGGCUCUGUCCCAUUGAAAGUUUGCCGUACAUGCUAUUGGGGAAUACUGGGGAUGGGAAGUUGAUGAAGAUUAUGAGAUGGAGAGCGAUACAGAGAGGAUGGGUAUUGAACGAGUAUGCCAUGGGGGAACGAGAUGGCGUAAGUAUUUCACAUUCAAAAUGUCGUAUAUAUAAGUAGCUGAUGUUCUGACCGCUGGAAUAGGACUCUGGUGAGUAAAGGGACAGAGAAAGGACCCCAUAAGUAACUAAAGCCCGUCGAUAGCGGUAAUGAAAAAGGGUACUGAGUUCGCCGUAAAGGACGAAAAAGAGAUUUUUCAGUUGCUUGGCCUGCCGUACCUCCUUCCAAGCCAAAGGUCGUAUCAUACGUACAAGUAUAUACUGGGUUAGCUUGUGGGUUGGAUGGGAGUGCGUUGGAAAGAAGAGGAGUUGUGCCAUGAACAGCGUGCCACCAACGUUCGCGUAGUACGUGGGGCGGACGGCCAUGUCCGCCUUAAUGCCACGUCCCAGGGUAAGUAAAAUAAUAUUCCCAUUUUUUCCCGUUCCUGGCUCGCACGCCAUCGUCGCAUGGCUCUG
Molecule: messenger RNA, 1800 nt
Organism: Cryptococcus deneoformans JEC21
Lineage: Eukaryota; Fungi; Basidiomycota; Tremellomycetes; Tremellales; Cryptococcaceae
Exons: 10
Coding region: 140-1405 (421 amino acids)
Biological process (GO): double-strand break repair via nonhomologous end joining
Cellular component (GO): nucleus
Molecular function (GO): DNA binding; DNA-directed DNA polymerase activity
Source: RefSeq, a predicted model, not a curated record